Molecule: messenger RNA, 231 nt
Organism: Rhizophagus irregularis DAOM 181602=DAOM 197198
Lineage: Eukaryota; Fungi; Glomeromycota; Glomeromycetes; Glomerales; Glomeraceae
Source: RefSeq, a predicted model, not a curated record
AUGCCUAAUAAGAAAGUUUCUUUAAAAUACUUAAAUAAUUCACAAAAUAUUACAAGUGAAUUUUUAAAUGAGCUAAAAGGUGGUUUUGCUAUAGUAUAUUCAGCAAUAUGGAUGAAUGGCCCAUUAAAAUAUAAUGAAAAGAAAUACAAUAGGAAGCCUGAUAAAGAAGUUGCUCUGAAAGUUUUAUAUAAUUCACAAAAUAUUACUGAUGAAUUUAUAAAUGAGGUAUAA